This is a messenger RNA of Eriocheir sinensis (Chinese mitten crab), 2113 nucleotides long. Its product is annotated as Y+L amino acid transporter 2-like. NCBI's taxonomy places the organism in Eukaryota, Metazoa, Arthropoda, Malacostraca, Decapoda, Varunidae. Gene Ontology annotation, biological process: amino acid transmembrane transport. The record is from RefSeq and is a predicted model, not a curated record. The coding region runs from base 205 to 1719 and encodes 504 amino acids. Gene Ontology annotation, cellular component: membrane. The transcript is spliced from 9 exons. Gene Ontology annotation, molecular function: L-amino acid transmembrane transporter activity.
GGGAGAUGUGGCACGCCCGAGUCCCCGCGUGUCCCUGGGAGCCGCCAGCUGACACCACCAGCAGACACACAUUGUGGCGACGCUUCUCGGGUCGGUGGCGCGGGAGAAACAAUCCUUACUUCACAGUCUAGUCAUAAGUAACGCAAGUUAAAGCUCCACUUCUUUUGAAACCACAGACCGCACCUCCACCUGUACUGUGCCUUCAUGAAGUCCGAGGAGCAGCCCCAACGCAGCGAAAGCACAGCAAACACGACAAUGGAGACGCCAGCCAAAGGGACGCCGCAAAAAGGCCCCGACAGCAGCCCCAAGGAGGAGGGGUCGUCGGUGCGCCUGAGGAAGGAGCUGGGCUUGCUGGAGGGCAUCACCAUGAUCCUUGGCAUCAUCAUUGGCUCGGGCAUCUUCGUGGCUCCGAAGGGCGUCAUCACCUACGUGGGCAGCGUGGGCAUGUCCCUCAUAGUGUGGGCGGCGAGCGGCCUGCUCACCAUGCUGGGCGCCCUUUGCUACGCCGAGCUGGGCACCAUGAUCCCGGAGAGUGGCGGGAUGUACGCCUACCUUCACGCAGCGUUUGGGCCCCUGCCGGCGUUCCUGUACAUCUGGGUGACGGCAGUGCUGCGCAACUGUGCAGGCGGUGCGGUGGUCGCCUUCACCUUCUCCAAUUACCUGGUGAUGGCCAUCUUUGGGGGGUGCGAGGUUGUCCCCGACGCGGCCGUCAGGCUCAUCACCGCCAUACUCAUCUGCUUCCUGUCGUGGGUGAACUGCGUGAACGUGAAGUGGGCGACGAAGGUGCAGAAUGUGUUCACGGUGAGCAAGGUGGUGGCACUGACGGUGGUGAUCGUGACGGGGGCAGUGUACCUGGGCACCGGCCACCUGGACAACUAUCAAGAUCCCAUGUAUGGCACCGACUGGAGAGCAGGUGUCAUUGCCACCGCCUUUUACCAGAGUCUUUUCUCUUACGGUGGAUGGGAGAAUCUCUACUACGUGGCCGAGGAGCUGAAGAACCCGAACAGGAACCUGCCGCUCGCCAUUAUUGUGUCAACCUCGCUCGUGACAUUCAUCUACACGUUCACCAACGCCGCCUACCUGGCUGUGCUGACUCCCACUGAGAUGAUAUCCUCCAGCGCUGUGGCUGUGACGUUCGCUAACCGCACGCUGGGCGUUAUGGCGUGGAUCAUGCCGGUCUUUGUCAUCUGCUCCACGUUCGGUUCAACUAACGGCAUCAUCUUCACCCAGUCGCGUCUUAUAUUUGCUGCAGCGAGGAAAGGACACUUCCCUGAGGCGCUCUCCCUCGUCAACAUCGACCAUGUUACGCCCAUGCCGGCCAUCGUGAUCCAUGGCGUCGGGCUGCUACUGAUGCUGGUCACGUCGGACGUGGUGAUGCUAAUCAACUACACCAGCUGCGUCAUGACGCUCACCAACCUGGGCUGCAUGGGCGCACUCUUCUGGUUCCGCUACCGAGAGCCUGACCGUGAAAGGCCCUUCAAGGUGUGGCUGGUGCUGCCGGUGGUGUUCACGGUGACCCAAGUCUUCCUGCUGGUGCUGCCCAUCAUCCAGAACCCCCUCGAGGUGGGUGUGGCCGUCGUGUUCAUCGUCUCGGGACUACCAAUCUACUACAUCACCAUCUACUGCGAACCCAUAACGAAGAAGCUUUCAAGACCCAUGCGACGACUGACCAUCUGGUGCCAGCUGUUGUUCAGGAGCCUGCCAGAGAAAGAGGCUUGAGGGCCGCCGCUUUCUCCACCACCACCACCACCACCACCACCACCACCACUAGCUUCUACUUUCACUCCUGCUGCGGCUGCUGAUGCUGCUGGUGGUCACGACGACUGUGACUCAUAAGGCUUGCAUAUCACUGAAUGUCAUAUUUUUUUUCCAAUCUAUAUUUAUAUUACUGUCUUGCCACGUAACAAGAAUGAGGAAGAUUUUUUCAGGCAGUCUGCGAUGUUAGACAUGGAACGUGCUUACUAGGAAAUCUGAAAUCCUGUGAACAGAUCAUUUCCAUGCUUCCAACGAUAUCUGAAAUCCUGUGAACAGAUCAUUUCCAUGCUUCCAACGAUAUCUGAAAUCCUGUGAACAGAUCAUUUCCAUGCUUCCAACGAUAUCUGAAAUCCUGUGA